Messenger RNA from Myotis lucifugus (little brown bat), 2702 nucleotides. It is a transcript of the gene STAT4, whose product is annotated as signal transducer and activator of transcription 4. Gene Ontology annotation, molecular function: RNA polymerase II cis-regulatory region sequence-specific DNA binding; DNA-binding transcription factor activity, RNA polymerase II-specific. Lineage: Eukaryota; Metazoa; Chordata; Mammalia; Chiroptera; Vespertilionidae. The record is from RefSeq and is a predicted model, not a curated record. The transcript is spliced from 23 exons. Gene Ontology annotation, biological process: cell surface receptor signaling pathway via JAK-STAT; cytokine-mediated signaling pathway; regulation of transcription by RNA polymerase II. The coding region runs from base 1 to 2247 and encodes 748 amino acids.
AUGUCUCAGUGGAAUCAAGUCCAACAGUUAGAAAUCAAGUUUUUGGAACAAGUGGACCAGUUCUAUGAUGACAACUUUCCGAUGGAAAUCCGACACCUGCUGGCGCAGUGGAUUGAGAACCAGGACUGGGAGGCAGCUUCUAACAACGAAACCAUGGCAACCAUUCUUCUUCAAAACUUGUUAAUACAACUGGAUGACCAGUUAGGUCGAGUUUCCAAAGAGAAAAACCUGCUCUUGAUUCACAAUCUGAAAAGAAUUCGGAAAGUCCUGCAGGGAAAAUUUCAUGGAAAUCCAAUGCAUGUAGCUGUGGUUAUUUCAAAUUGCUUAAGGGAAGAGAGGAGAAUAUUGGCUGCUGCCAACAUGCCCGUUCAGGGACCUCUGGAGAAAUCCUUGCAAAGCUCUUCCGUUUCGGAAAGACAGAGGAACGUGGAACACAAAGUGGCCGCCAUUAAGAACAGCGUGCAGAUAACAGAACAAGACACCAAAUAUUUAGAAGACCUGCAAGAUGAAUUUGACUACAGGUAUAAAACGAUUCAGAUGAUGGAUCAGGGUGACAAGAACAACGCCCUGAUGAGUCAGGAGGUGCUGACUCUGCAAGAAAUGCUCAACAGCCUGGACUUCAAGAGGAAGGAAGCGCUGGGCAAGCUGACCCAAAUAGUCAGCGAGACGGACCUGCUGAUGAGCAGCAUGCUGGUGGAGGAGCUGCAGGACUGGAAGCGGCGGCAGCAGGUCGCCUGCAUCGGGGGUCCCCUCCACAGCGGGCUGGACCAGCUUCAGAACUGCUUCACGCUGUUGGCAGAAAGUCUGUUCCAGCUCAAAAGGCAGCUGGAGAAGCUGGAGGAGCAGUCUUCCAAGGUGACGUACGAAGGGGACCCCAUCCCCCUGCAGAGGCCACACCUGCUCGAGAGAGUCACCUUCCUGAUCUGCAGCAUUUUUAAGAACUCGUUUGUGGUUGAACGGCAGCCAUGCAUGCCCACCCACCCUCAGAGGCCGAUGGUGCUGAAGACGCUCAUCCAGUUCACGGUGAAGCUGAGACUACUAAUAAAAUUGCCAGAACUAAAUUAUCAGGUAAAGGUGAAAGCAUCGAUUGACAAGAAUGUUUCCACUCUAAGUAAUCGCAGGUUUGUGCUGUGUGGAACGCACGUCAAAGCCAUGUCCAUCGAAGAAUCUUCCAACGGGAGCCUUUCGGUAGAGUUCCGCCACUUGCAACCAAAGGAAAUGAAGUCCACUGCCGGAAGCAAAGGAAAUGAGGGCUGCCACAUGGUGACGGAGGAGCUUCACUCCAUCACCUUUGAAGCACAGAUCUGCCUCUACGGCCUGACGAUCGAUCUGGAGACCAGCUCCUUACCUGUGGUGAUGAUUUCCAAUGUCAGUCAGUUACCUAACGCGUGGGCAUCCAUCAUCUGGUACAAUGUGUCAACCAACGAUUCCCAGAACUUGGUUUUCUUUAACAACCCUCCCCCGGCCACGCUGAGCCAGCUCCUGGAGGUGAUGAGCUGGCAGUUCUCCUCGUACGUGGGGCGUGGCCUGAACUCCGAUCAGCUCAACAUGCUGGCCGAGAAGCUGACAGCCCAGUCCAGCUACAGUGAUGGUCAUCUCACCUGGUCCAAGUUCUGCAAGGAACACUUACCUGGCAAAUCGUUCACCUUCUGGACAUGGCUUGAAGCAAUACUAGAUCUCAUUAAGAAGCACAUUCUCCCCCUUUGGAUCGAUGGGUGUGUCAUGGGCUUUGUGAGCAAAGAGAAGGAGCGCCUCCUGCUGAAGGACAAGAUGCCCGGGACCUUCUUGCUGCGGUUCAGCGAGAGCCACCUGGGCGGGAUCACCUUCACAUGGGUGGACCACGCUGAGAGCGGAGAAGUGAGGUUCCACUCUGUGGAGCCCUACAAUAAGGGCCGGCUGUCCGCACUGCCCUUCGCCGACAUCCUCCGAGACUACAAGGUUAUUAUGGCCGAAAACGUCCCUGAAAACCCCCUGAAGUACCUCUAUCCCGACAUCCCCAAGGACAAAGCCUUCGGGAAACACUACAGCUCCCAGCCCUGCGAAGUUUCACGACCGACAGAAAAGGGGGACAAAGGUUAUGUUCCUUCUGUUUUUAUCCCCAUCUCGACAAUCCGAAGCGAUUCAACCGAGCCACAGUCUCCAUCAGACCUUCUUCCGAUGUCGCCCAGUGUGUACGCGGUGCUGAGAGAAAACCUGAGUCCCACGACGAUCGAAACCGCAAUGAAGUCUCCCUAUUCUGCUGAAUGACAGGAUCAACUCCUGACACGCACAGGAAAGCAGCAAAGGGAACCUGGAAGACUGAUCGUUGCCAGCAGUCACAUCUUCUUUCUUCAGCUCUGUAUAUGCCCCAUGGUUGAAGCUCUCCUCUCGCUGGCACCCCGAAACCAAAGCUUCAGAUAAACUUGCAAGAUAAGAGACUUUUAAAAACCAAGUGUUAAUAUGAUAUGAACCGAAGACUCAUUUGUUCGUCUGUGUUUCAGCUCUGACUUUGUUUCUCCUGUGUUACUUAUGACUUUGGCCCUAGACGGCUCAAGGUUAAGAUUUCAGAAUAGGGGUCCUGAUACAUGGUGGCAGGAGAAGACUUGACUUUGGGUGGUGGGCACGUGGUACAAUAUACAGAUCCUGUAACAUAGAAACCCACGCCUGAAACCUAUAUGAUCACGUUGACCAAUGUCACCCCAAUAAAUUUAAUUUCAAAAAAA